UAAUAAAAACUAUUUGUUUAAUUUUAAAAUUAAAAAUAAACGCAGAUGAUAAAAUAAAGAAAAAAAAGAGAUCUAUAGUUUGAGACGCAAAUAAUAACCCUAACCUUAAUAAAUAUCAUGACUGCAGUAAAUUUUGAAACACUCAGCGAGGAUGAAGUUAUAGGAUUUUUAGAUUCUAUUGAUACUAUACUUACUGAUUGCGAUGGUGUACUUUGGAUGUAUAUGAAUCCUUUGCCAAAUGCAGCAGAAGUUAUAAAUACUUUUCAAUCUUUUGGUAAAAGGGUAUUUUAUGUAACGAACAAUAGUACAAAAACUAGGGAAGAAUUUGUUAAGAAAUGUAAUCUUUUAAAUUUUAAAGCAACUAAAGAAGACAUUUUAUGUACAGCAAAUUUGUCUGCUUGUUACUUACAAGAUUUAAAUUUCAAGAAGAAAGUUUAUAUUAUAGGAUCUGAAGCAAUUGCAAAGGAACUGAAAGAAGUUGGAAUUUCAUAUGUUGGUGUAGGGCCAGAUCCUAUUAAUAAAAACAUUCCAUAUAAUACGCUUAAUAAGGAUCCUGAAAUAGGUGCAGUUAUAGUUGGUUUUGAUGAACACUUUUCUUAUCCAAAAAUGGUUAAAGCAGCUUCAUAUUUAAGUGAUCCUAGUGUACAUUUCAUUGCUACAAAUACAGAUGAAAGAUUUCCUGUUGCUAAUAAUGUUGUUAUACCUGCAGGUACUGGAAGUUUGGUACGAUGUAUAGAAAGUUGUGCAGAGAGAAAAGCUGUAGUGAUGGGGAAACCUGAAAGUUAUAUUGCAGAUGUAUUAAUGAAACGAUUUCAAGUGAAUCCUGAGCGCACAUUAAUGAUUGGAGAUCGACAUAAUACAGACAUAUUAUUAGGAACUCGAUGUGGUUUCAAAACACUAUUGGUUUUAACAGGAAUUACUUGUUUAAAGGAUAUAGAUAAGUGGAAACAGUCAGAUUGUGAACAAAUGAAAGAAUUUAUUCCUGAUUAUUAUAUUGAAUCACUUGGUAAUCUUUUACCUUAUUUAGAAAAAUUUAAAAGAAAAUAUGUUAUGUCUAAAUAGAAUAUAAUGAAAAAAAUAUUAUAUUUAUAGUAUGAUUAAAAUAUUAUUUAAAA
This is a messenger RNA of Frieseomelitta varia, 1115 nucleotides long. RefSeq names its product glycerol-3-phosphate phosphatase-like. Lineage: Eukaryota; Metazoa; Arthropoda; Insecta; Hymenoptera; Apidae. Gene Ontology annotation, cellular component: cytoplasm. The record is from RefSeq and is a predicted model, not a curated record. The transcript has 5 exons. Gene Ontology annotation, molecular function: phosphatase activity. The coding region runs from base 118 to 1062 and encodes 314 amino acids.